CAUCAGCUCAGUGUCUGGCAGUACCUGGAGAAGCUCAGCAGAAGGAGUCCCCCCACCUGCUGCCUGCCGUCUUGCCUCUGACCAUGGCCUGUCUGAGCCUGGUCCUCCUGAUGGGGACCUUCCUGGCGGUCUCCCCGCCAGCCCUGGCCCAGCCUGAUGCCCUGCUGGUCUUCCCGGGCCAAGCGGCUCAGCUGUCCUGCACACUCAACCCUCCGGAGGCACCCAUCGGAGACUACACCGUGUCCUGGUACCAGCAGCGUCCAGGCAGCUCCCCCCGCUACCUGCUCUACUAUCGCUCAGAGGAGGACCACGGGCGGCACGAGGACGUUCCUGACCGGUUCUCGGCAACCAAGGACCCGGUUCAUAACGCUUGCAUCCUCACCAUCAAUCCCGUGCAGCCCGAAGACGAUGCGGACUACUUUUGCUCUGUGGGCUACUACUGAACCCCUGGGGGCGGGUGGAAGGGGAGCGCCUCCUGACUGCCUCCUGCGUCUACCCUGCCUUCAAUCCCUCUCCUGGGCCUCAUUUUCCCUCCUCUGUAAAAUGGGUCCAUCCUAUGCCACAUGCCAACAAGUAGUGAGUUAUGAGGGCUACUGAGA
Molecule: messenger RNA, 599 nt
Organism: Ochotona curzoniae (black-lipped pika)
Lineage: Eukaryota; Metazoa; Chordata; Mammalia; Lagomorpha; Ochotonidae
Gene: VPREB3
Product: V-set pre-B cell surrogate light chain 3
Exons: 2
Coding region: 84-443 (119 amino acids)
Biological process (GO): immune response; immunoglobulin production
Source: RefSeq, a predicted model, not a curated record